Caenorhabditis angaria is the source of this 483-nucleotide messenger RNA. The record is from the annotation of a GenBank genome assembly. Lineage: Eukaryota; Metazoa; Nematoda; Chromadorea; Rhabditida; Rhabditidae.
AUGAACAGAAUGCAUACUUUUGAAAAAUGUGAUAAUUUUAGUGAUACAUUGAUUAUUGAAAUAUUGAAUAUUUCAACUCUUUUAUUGAUUUUCAUAACAAAUUGGAUUUAUAUUUCGAUUUAUCGAUUAGUUAAACAAUUAAAUGAUCAAGCAACUGAAAUGUGUUUCAUUUAUCAAUUUUCACCCAUUUCUAUUCAUCAGUUGGUGAGUUUCUGAUGAAUUUUUUUGCCAUGAAUUUAACAAAUUUUAAAUUCUUUGCAGUUUUACACCAUAACCAUUUGCCUAUCUCAAUUACUUAUUCACCUUGAUUAUCAGAAUAUAAUUAUAUCGCAAAUAUUUGACAUGUCGAUGUUCGCUUUAUAUCAUCUCCUACCAUUUGUAAUUUCCAUGUCUUAUAUUGCUUCAAAGCAGAAUUUGCGACAUUUUUUCCGAUCCACAAUUUUGUCAGUUUUCGCUCACUCGGAGACGGCUUUCAAUGGUUAA